Messenger RNA from Rhodofomes roseus, 2271 nucleotides. RefSeq lists its product as uncharacterized. Lineage: Eukaryota; Fungi; Basidiomycota; Agaricomycetes; Polyporales; Fomitopsidaceae. The transcript has 2 exons. The coding region runs from base 1 to 2271 and encodes 756 amino acids. The record is from RefSeq and is a predicted model, not a curated record.
AUGAACCAGACACCCUCCUCGAACCACGGUGGCUCUAUGCUCACUACGAACAACGUCGCCGCCCAGGGCGCGUACGAAGAUGUCCCCAACUCUCGACCCCAGAGCCCGACGACAUAUAGAGCGAUGACCUCGUCGUCGCCGUCGGCCAGGCUCUCGCCGGGACGCUCUUAUGCGUCCGCGGUCGCUAGGUCUCUCUCUCCGCGAAACUCCAAUGAAAAUGAUCAAAACACUGCAGGCCCUGCGCCGCCACCGUCUACCCCAGUCUCUCUGGCAAAUGUAACGAACAACAACCUUCGUCUUGCCACUAUGUCCAGCCAGGAGGCCGGCUGGACCGUUGUCUCUCACAAGAAAAAAGGCAAGGCAGUGGCCGGCGCCAUUGGCCGCCGUGGGUCCAAUACGCCGCGCCCUGACGAAGUUCGCCGCGUCGUACUCGAGGACCAAGUUGUGGAGGCCGAGGACCCUGGCAGCGCGUCGAGGAAACGCCGCCGCACCGAGGAAGACCUUGGCAAUGAGGACUCCCCGUCUGUCGAGACGCGUACACAGAACGCUCCUGUCCGUCUGCCCACGUCUGAAACCUCCCAGCCCCCCACGGCCUCGUCUGAGCCGGCGGCGUCGUCAUCGAGAGUCCCACACCCUGUCCAAUCCAACGAGCCGUCGUCCUCCCGUCCUCACAACUCGGUCGUCGACAGCUCGCUCGACAUCGGCUUCGCGAUCGUCCCUGACUCUGAUGUUGUCGAGUCGCUCCUGGCUAUCCCGGACCACUCUUCGCCCCAUACCCCACUUCACGUCCCUGCAUCUGGGCGUAGGCAUAGCGGGCGCGCGGCGAGGGCGUCCAUCGACACCUCUGACGACGACGACCAAUCGGAUAUCGGUGAUCUACUGCCGCUCUUCCCGCUCCCUCCGUCGUCCAUCCCAACUAGCUCCCCGCGCACGCCCGCUCCCCACAGGCACCAACGACAGGCAACUCCGAUCGCACCGGCCCGCGGCCAUCGAUGGUCGGUGGUUAGCACGAGCAGCAUCGACGACGAUGGCUCUUGGCGCUCCUCGCAGCGAACGCCCUCGAUUCAGGAGGUCGAAAUGGCUGACGCUACUCGGCCUGACACUCCCAUCCCAACGUCUUCCUCGCACUCUCGCCGUCGCAUCCGCCGCCGUCUGCUCCGCCGCGAACGUCGCGAACACCGGGCCGCCUCUGUCGCGAGCACCUCCCAGACCUCAGCUGACGACGGCCCGGACGAGCCUCCAAUCACCUUCGACGUCGAUGCCCUGGACCCCGACUACGUCGCCCCUCUAUCACGCUCCUGGCGUCGCGUCCAAGGCGAUAGCGCGAGCUGGAGGGGACGUGGCAUGGCGGCCGCCCAGCGCGAGUCUUGGAACGAGCUUGACGACACUGAGUCUGUACUUGCAGUUCAGAUUCCCUUCCACGGCACAGAAGAACCCGGGGUCAGUAUGCGUAUUGAACUCAUGCUUGAAGUAUUCCGCCGCGUCUUACUGAUCCCCGGUGCCUUCAUCCUUCCAGGCUACUCCGUCGCCGGCUUCCAUGGUAUGAACACUGAGCCGUUCUGGUACCUAGCGCGGGGGAUUCCUCUGCCCACUAUUGUAGCUCUUGUAGGUCUAGGUUGGCUCAACUCUACCCCCAUCACUCUCAACUUUGACUUCUGGCGCGACUCGAAUCCCCACCUGUGCGGUAUGUUCAGAUUUAUUUAUAGAUUUGGAGCACAGACCAAGGCCGAGUACGAGAAUCUUGUACGCCGCGCCCUUCUCGAAUCGGACCUCUUCGACACCACCUAUGAUGUCCUCACGCGCGACAUCUCUCGCGGCGGGAUGUGGCGCGGAUCAACAAGGAUCGACGCUCUCAACGCCAUCCUCGAUUCAAUCGACGUCGACAUCAUCCACUGCCGCGUCUCCGCGAACACGACGGAGCCUGUUGCCGUCAUCUACGUCAUGCCUCCCACGUCUGACCGCCGCGACUGGUUGCGAUUCAGCAGCCAGCUGAAGCGCCACCACUUCGGGUCAAACAUUGCAGGACACCCCGAACCCUUCACGAGCCGAGUCUGGUGUGGCUACUGCCACUCGCUCGGCCACAUCGCAGGGGCAUGCAGCGUACGUCGGACGAUCGGCUGGCACGAGCCACCCCUGCAGACCCAGCAGCAAGCCCAACCGCCGCAGAACAACGGUGCGAACGGUGCAAUUGGCAGGGGCCGUGGACGCGGUAAUGGUCGCGGCAAUGGUCGUGGACGUGGAGGGAAUGGCCGUGGCCGCGGUAACUUCUGA